CCUGUUACUACAGCACCAACAAAAACAAACGGUAAAAUCUUAGUCCAUUGUUUUUCUGACAGUUUCAGGUGCCACCUGUGUCUGUUACUGUGAGAUGUCUUUAGUGGGGAUGAACCGUCCUUUAUAUGGUACAGGUAAAAGACCAGUGCGAACCAGGAAGGUGUCUGCACCCAAGAAAGAAUGGGUGAGCACAGUGCAUGAUCUUUCAGUGCAUAAACCCACACCAGAGGAACUGGCUCGACGUCAUAAUAUGCACAGAUCUCAGAAUAGGGGCGUGGCGCAGUGGGAAUUAAAAGAAAAGGCUCGAACACGCAGACGGAGGAAAAACCAGCCCCCCAGUCCUCCAGGACUUGAUAGAGCUCGACUCAACAUCAUCAGAGAGGUGUUUUCAGAUCGGUGUCAGUUGCAGGAUGUCUUUGCGCGGUCAGACAGAGCUUUGGCUGGAGUAAAAGACCUGUUUGGUGAUGCACCCCGUCGACGCACAGGAUCCCCCACCAUUACUGUGGCACCUGACUGUGAUUCUGACUCUGAGCUACCUGUUCAUCAAAAAUCUGAUCCUCCAACCCAGCUGUCAUUGCUCAGCCAGUCUAUGAUGGAUCAGCAGGCCCUGAAUGAGUUGAAGGAGUGUGAAGAGGAGAAUGAUGAAGCUCAGGAUGCCUCUGUGCACCUCAGCUCUAUGAUGCACAGAAAAAGAAAUAAAUGUAGGUCAGAGUAUUUUCUAUGGGCCUCAGACCAUCCAGAGCAAGAGCUACCCAAAACAUCAUGUCAUACUGGAGUCAGAGAAGAUCAGGCAGGUAUUAAGAGCAGGUCGGUUCAAGCCAUUAGAGGGCGCCCUGGAAAUACUUCUGGUCUGAACAGCUCAGGGUUAAGCUCUCCGGCAGGAAACCAGUCCAGUCUGGAGCUUCUGCAGGGCAUGCUUGAGCAAGUGGAGAUUGAGCUAGACUCUCUAGACCACCAGAAUCCUCCACCACAAGCUAGACCGCAGCAACAGAGACCAGGUCUCACUGGCUUCUCUGUCACUUUAGUGGCGACACUUGGACGUCUAACCAGCCAUAUAAGAAAAAAAGAAAAGGAGGCUUUGAGGGAGGCACAGGAGAGAAGACGAUUAGAGGAGGAAGUGAAGAAGCAGAGAGCUUUGAUUGACGCCCUGACUGUGGAGUCACUGACACUGAGGGAAGAGAGCACUGCCCUGCAGGUGAGGCUGCAGCAGCAGAUAUCUGACCUAGAGCAAUGCCUAGAUGCUGUAGUCCUGGUGGUGGGAAGACCAGAUUCUGCUAAACCACACACUACAGUGCAAAUCACAGACAACACAGCUCAAAAAAGUUUUGAAAAGGAUUUACAGCAACAGCACUUUGUCUCUGCAGCUGUGCUGCUCUCUCCUCCUCGUCAAAGAGAUGGUCUGCUUCCCGCAGCGUGUAAUCCAGAUUCACUCGCACCCCCGCUGCCCUUCAGUGGCUCCUAUGCAGCAACAGGAAGUCAGGGUUCACUGGAGGACUUUGAUAUCUCAAUCUCUCCUUCAUCCUUCGCUAGCCUACCACGAGCCACUCAUUUGCUGGAUGAUCUCUCCCAGGAUGCCAUGCUAGGAGAGAUUGCUGAACUGACAUGUCAGAACGCAGCGAUCCGGGCCCAGUUGGGGCAGCACCGUCCAUCUCCAGCUGGGGCUUCAGUAUCAAGGGAGCAGAGCGCAGACCGACUUUCCACAACCAGUUCUAUAGUUAGACAAGUGUCACCCUCUACAGAGCCACUGCAGCCUAUUUCUGUAGAGAGAUCCUCAACAGUGGAGAUUGAAGAAAAACUGCGGGAAUUGAACCGCCAGAGUUCCGAAGCAAGAGCUAAAUUACUAGAGCUCAUUGAACAACAGAAACAGAGUGCCUCCCUCAGAGUUUCCCCUGCCAUUUCCCCAGUGCCUCCUCACUCCAGAAGCACUCACACAGAAGUUAGAGGGUUAACUCCAGAGCCAUUUUUGAUACUUCCUGAGAGAAACUAUUCACCACAAUCCAGUGCAAGUAGUCGUAGGUCAACUGGAAGACGUUCACCACAAAGUUUGGAAAGUGUGGAAAUCCAGAGCCUUGAGAAUCAGGUGGACAAGAUGAAAAGAGUGGGCUGGUUUGCAUUGUCAGGUCAUGUCAAAUGAAUUGAGCUCAACAGAGGAAUAUGGUCUAUGCAUUAACAUCAUUUUUUCAUGCACAAUAGCAUUCGAAUACAUUUGACAUCCCCAGGUUGGUCUGAUCAAACAUCCUGACAGCAGCAUAUCUGUAUAAUGCUCAUGUUGAGAACGGAACAGUCUGUGCAUAGGAGCUCAACACAAGGCAACAGACCAUGAGAAUUAAGCCUGAGUUGUUGGCUUGGCCAGAUUACAUCAAUAAAACAAUAAAUCAAACCUGAA
Messenger RNA from Carassius gibelio (silver crucian carp), 2386 nucleotides. Its product is annotated as spindle and centriole-associated protein 1. Gene Ontology annotation, cellular component: centriole; centrosome; spindle. The transcript is spliced from 17 exons. Bases 95 to 2134 code for a protein of 679 amino acids. Lineage: Eukaryota; Metazoa; Chordata; Actinopteri; Cypriniformes; Cyprinidae. Gene Ontology annotation, biological process: mitotic spindle assembly; metaphase chromosome alignment; regulation of centriole replication. The record is from RefSeq and is a predicted model, not a curated record.